CGGCCUCAACUGCUUUAGCAAGCAUGUAUUUUUCUGUUAACGGUUACUUCCGAGCAAAUCAAUCUCUCACAAAGCCUAGCCGAGCUCCUACAAGCCAUCUCUUCAUUCUUCAAACCCUAGACCUAAGUCUCUCCAAAUUCUCUCACUGCUGCUUGCAGUUGCAGGCUUGCAGCUCAAUCUCGAAACCCUAGCCCCUAAAUUUCUGAAAACUGCCACCAUGAAGAGGCAGAAAGGCGUUGUGGAUGAAAACAUCUUUGAUGUUCUCACAGAAGAAAUCGUCUUCACAAUCCUCGAUUUUCUCGAUCCGAACCCUCUCGACAAGAAAUCAUUCUCUCUCGCAUGCAAAGCCUUCUACGGGAUCGAGUCUCGCCACCGCAAAGCUCUGAAACCGCUAAGGUCAGAGCACCUUAUCACGGUGCUCAAGCGGUAUCCGCAUCUUGAGCGUCUCGAUCUCUCGCUGUGCCCGCGAAUCACCGACAAUUCGCUGACCAUUAUAUCCGUUCUGUGCAAAUCAACACUCCGGUCAAUCGAUCUUUCGCAAUCGAGGUUUUUUUCGCAUGUCGGGCUGUGGAACUUGGCGACGAAUUGUUCGGGCUUGGUUGAAAUCGACUUGUCCAAUGCGACGGAGCUGAGGGACGCUGGAGCGGCCGCGAUCGCGCAGGCCAAGAAUUUGGAGAGGUUGUGGUUGGCGAGGUGCAAGCUGAUUACGGAUAUGGGAAUUGGAUGUAUUGCGGUUGGGUGUAAGAAACUCAGGUCCAUUAGCUUGAAAUGGUGUUUGGGUGUUGGUGAUUUGGGGGUGGGUUUGAUUGCUGUCAAAUGUAAACAGAUUCGUCAUUUGGAUCUCUCUUACUUGCCGAUCACAAACAAAUGUUUACCAUGUAUUUUGCAAUUGCAAUAUCUUGAAGAUUUGAUUCUAGUAGGAUGCUUUAGUAUCGAUGAUGACAGCCUUGUUGCCCUCAAACACGGGUGCAAAUCACUAAAGAAACUUGAUAUGUCCAGUUGUCAGAAUGUUAGUCAUGUGGGAUUGUCUUCCCUUACAAGUGAUGCUAGAUCUCUGCAGCAACUUGCCUUAGCAUAUGGUUCUCCAGUCACUCAUGCACUUGCUGAUAGUUUGCAAGAUCUUUCCAUGUUGCAAUCAAUCAAAUUAGAUGGUUGUGCGGUUACAUAUGCUGGACUGAAGGGUAUUGGAAAUUGGUGUGCAUUACUGAGGGAGGUGAGCUUAAGUAAAUGCUCAGGAGUGACAGAUGAAGGUCUUUCCUCGCUUGUUAUGAAACACAGAGAUUUGAGAAAGCUAGAUGUCACAUGUUGUCGCAAGAUAACUCAAGUUUCGAUUGCCUACAUUACAAACUCAUGCCCUGCUCUUACUUCCCUCAAGAUGGAGUCAUGUACCCUGGUUCCUAGUGAAGCUUUUGUCUUGAUUGGACAGCGUUGCCUCUGUCUUGAGGAGCUUGACCUAACUGAUAAUGAGAUUGAUGACGAAGGUCUGAAGUCCAUCUCAAGAUGUUUCAAACUCACCAGCUUAAAACUAGGAAUUUGCCUAAAUAUAACUGAUGAGGGGCUUGGGCAUGUUGGAAUGCGCUGUUCAAAGCUUAUAGAACUUGAUUUGUACAGGUGUGUGGGAAUAACAGAUUCAGGCAUUUUGGCAAUUGCUCAUGGUUGUCCUGGUCUUGAGAUGAUUAAUGUAGCCUAUUGUAAAGACAUAACCGAUAGUUCCUUAAUAUCAUUGUCAAAAUGCCCAAGGCUGAACACUUUUGAAAGUCGAGGAUGUCCUUCUAUCACGUCUUUAGGUCUAGCAGCUAUUGCUGUGGGAUGUAAACAACUUGCCAAGCUAGACAUAAAGAAGUGUCAUAACAUUAAUGAUGCUGGAAUGAUUCCGCUCGCACACUUUUCUCAAAAUCUUAGACAGAUAAAUUUGUCAUAUAGCUCAGUUACAGAUGUGGGGCUCUUGUCCCUAGCCAGCAUCAGCUGCUUACAAAGCAUGACCAUUUUGCAUUUGAAGGGAUUGACGACAAGUGGAUUGGCUGCUGCCUUGUUGGCAUGUGGAGGGCUAACAAAAGUGAAGCUCCAAGCAUCCUUUAAAUCAUUACUACCACAACCUCUCUUUGAGCACUUAGAAGCCCGUGGCUGUAUGUUUCAGUGGAGAGAUAAAGUAUUUCAGGCUGAAUUAGACCCAAUUUGCUGGAAACUACAGUUGGAAGAUAUGCAAUAAAGAUUUCUGGAGCUCUUUUAAUUGAGAGUGAUAGGAUCUCUCGCGGGUCAUAGGUUCGACCUUGAAAAAUGCCGAGUUGAUAUUCUGAUGAUAUUUGGAGUUUUUUUGCUGCAAUCUGCUACAAUUUGACGCAGAAAUUCUUUUGACCUUUGAUGGCUACUCAAAACAAGAGCAGUAUAUGCCAUAUAGUGUGUAUCAGGCAGGCGCGCUGGAUCAUCUUUACUAAAAGUCGGCAGUGUACCUUUGGUGGCUUUUGAAAACAAGACCCCUCUGCCAUGUUACUGUUAAUAAUGCAAACUACUCAAAAGUGGGAGUGUGCGGCGGUUAGUUACUUUCUUAAAUGUGAUUAUCACUGUAUCUUUCGGGUGAGAUUGGCUGACAGAAUGAUUCCAGAGUCUCGGCACUUGUUUGGAGAAAAGGUGUUAUUUAUGGUGGCUGCAAACAGGAACAACGCCCCUUUUUCUUUCUUGUUUUCUUGUGUACUAAAUGAACGGGACUGCCAGAACCCAAAUUCCAGUCGUUUGUUGUAGACUGGAUAAAAGAAGGCUUCUCGUGGAUCAUGAUUUUAACUGUCCCCAAAAUGGAGUUGAAUUUGAAUAGAGAUUAGCAGAAUUGUGGGAAAAGCUUCAAUGAAUAUUAAUUAAGUGCUUUGUCAGGGUCGUCAGCUUCCCUCCGGGCCCGGUUUGGCAA
Molecule: messenger RNA, 2899 nt
Organism: Vitis riparia (riverbank grape)
Lineage: Eukaryota; Viridiplantae; Streptophyta; Magnoliopsida; Vitales; Vitaceae
Product: F-box/LRR-repeat protein 3
Exons: 8
Coding region: 218-2209 (663 amino acids)
Biological process (GO): SCF-dependent proteasomal ubiquitin-dependent protein catabolic process
Cellular component (GO): SCF ubiquitin ligase complex
Molecular function (GO): protein binding
Source: RefSeq, a predicted model, not a curated record